Messenger RNA from Oncorhynchus keta (chum salmon), 5569 nucleotides. RefSeq names its product coiled-coil domain-containing protein 136-like. The record is from RefSeq and is a predicted model, not a curated record. NCBI's taxonomy places the organism in Eukaryota, Metazoa, Chordata, Actinopteri, Salmoniformes, Salmonidae. Gene Ontology annotation, biological process: single fertilization; acrosome assembly. The transcript is spliced from 11 exons. Gene Ontology annotation, cellular component: acrosomal membrane. The coding region runs from base 767 to 1849 and encodes 360 amino acids.
CUGGAAUCUACAGAUGAGCCCUGUGGAGAUCUGAAAGCGGAGAGCAGCCCCAGCCUGAGCCGCAGCAUGGACAAUGAGAUCACAGCCAAGGAGAGAGGAGUACUGGAGAACAACGAAAAGGAGACAAUGGACAGAGAUCAGGAGGAGGAGGUAGAGAAGCUCUUAUGUUUGUUGGUGGUAUCUGUUGUGGUCUUUAUUUGUCUGGCAUGUUUAUGGGUCCUGAUUUUGUAUUCGUUUUUUUUUGUUCUAUGUGUGUCUUUUUUUAAUCUGCUGCUGUUUGACAUUACAUUUAGUUUCCAUGUGAUUGAUACCAUUCCAUUCAGUCCAUUCCAGCCAUUAUUAUGAGCUGUCCUUCCCUCACCAGCCUCCUGUGAGAUGGCUGCCGUUUUACGGGCUCUUAAUCAAUUGUGCUAUUGUGUGUGUUUUUUGUUGUUGUGUUAUUUGUAACCUAUUCUGUUCAUAAUGUUUUUGCCACUGUCUCUUAUGACCGAAAAGAGCUUCUGGAUAUCAGGACAGCGAUUACUCACCUCGUACUGGAUGAAGAUUUUUUUUCUUUAACGAGUCGGACACGAAGGAUUUACUUCAGACACUCAACAAGGCCAACAUCCACGUCAUUCGCAGGAGAAAGAGAUGGAGAUAUCGGGGACUUUGCCUUGAGGAGAAGGGGAGGAGGGAGCAGCAGGAGCCCCUGUCUGAGGAGCAGGAGCUGGAGGAGUUGAGGAGCCAGGUGCUGCAGCUCCUUCUGGAGUUAGAGGAGGCCAGGGAAAUGUCCAACAAACACCAAGAGGCCUUCCACGAGCUACAGGGUCUGCUGGAGGAUGAGCGUCUGGCCAGUGCCCACCAGGCAGAAGCCUUUGCAAGACAGGUCUACAACCUGCAAGCCCAGCUGCGUUCAGUACAGGAGGAGAUGGACUCUCUCGAGGAGGAGAAGGAGAGUGAGCUGACUGAGGCUCACGAGGAGCUACGCCUCGCCCAGGAGGAGGUUCUGCUUCUGCAGCAGGCGGCUGAGGAGGCAGCGGCCGAGAGGGAGAACGACAUUGCGUCCCUGCAGGAGGAGCUGUGUCGCCUCCGGGCCCAGCUGGGGAGGCUCAACGAUGAGGCGCAGGAGUACGAGCUGGAGAUCACCACACUGAGAGCAGAGAUCAGCAUGAAGAGUCAAAGGAGGGAGGAAGAGAGGAAAGGAGGUGAUGUAGGUACACUGAGGCAGGAGUGUGUCACUUUGAGGGAGGAGUGUGAGACUCUGAAGGACGACAACAGACGCCUGACUGAGAAACUACAGCUCCUCCAACUACAGAGGACAGGCUCCAACAGCGUAUAUCUGUCCCUGAAGGAUGGUGAGAUAGCUGGUACAGGAGUGGGGGUGGGCACAGAGGAGGGGGGCAUGGCAGAGAGCUAUAUGACCAUGGUCGAGUGCCAGUCUACGAGCCCAGGCACCAACUGCCGCCUUGUGGACGCCUCCAUCCAGAAGAACAUUUCGUUCGAUGGGAAGCCCAUGACCCCCACCAGCUGGAAUGGAGGAUUUGGGGAGAUCUUCUCCCUGAGGGACCAGCUGAAACAGGCUGAGGAGAAGGCCUUGCUGGUACAGAGACAGUGUGAUGGGUUGAAGACGGAGCUGCGGGAACUGCAGGAACUGUAUGACUGCAGCCAGAGGGAGAGGGCUGAAUUGGAGGAGGAGCUACUGCACUGCAAGGCAGAGCUCGAGAGGUUGGCUGGAGGGUGGCAGAGCAACAUCCAUUCGUCUGAGUCCCCUGUUCUCUCCAUCCCCUUCAUAGGAAUGAUUGUAAUAUUGGGAGUGGUUUGGUGCUGGUUGUCCGAGCUGGCGUUCCAGAAAGCAAGGGGAGUGAUAUAGAAUGGAACCCUAUUCUGACCGUCACCGCAGCAACAGCUGCGCUUCUGAUCAUGGUUAGCUUGUUGAGAGCCUUGACCUGAUGUUGAGCAGAAAGACAACAACUGUAUACGGACAAAGACAGUGAUGUCUGCUUAUAGACCGCUACCUUCCAUUCUACCCUCCUAUCACGUCUCUCUGGGACCCUACCAGGGCACCAACAACAGAUCAGACACCAUUCCUCUAAUUCAUAGCUUGGAAGCAGCAAAAUAUAUUUAAAUGGCAACUAAUAUUUGAAAAACACAGGAUUUGUGAAAGCAAUGUUCUGAAAUUGGUAGAUAAAGUGAUGUGCUGCCACAGCCUUUCAGAUGAAAAGAGAUGGAUUCAUUUUCUCCCCUGUUCUGGGGAACACAUGUCAAGACUUAUUAAGAGAGUGUCUUCGUGAAGCUAAGAAGAGAGUGUGAAUAUAUAGUUUCAAUGGGAGAGUACCCGUUGAGCCUAAAUCUAUGUCUACUCCUGUUGUAUCCUAUUCCUUUCCUGUCUCUCUGUGGAUUUGCUUAAGUCCUCCUGAGUUUGAAUGUCCAGUUUUAUUGUUAUACAACACUCACCUUGUGUCUUUCUACACAAAUGUAUUAUGCUACUAUCAAUGUUGAGUCCUCUAUUGAUUUGCCUUUGUGAUUAGUUAUCUUUAACAAUAGCAACCUCUGCAUCUUGCACAAUUGCUGAAUGAAGCUCUUUAACUCAUGAUAUUGUAAAUAAGUACUAACAGAAAUGUUCUUCAAAUAUAAUUAUAUCUAUGUGUACUGAAUUAUUUAAAGCGCCGGUCAAACUCAUUCCACGUAGGACCAAGUGUCUGCAGGUUUUCGCCCUUGUACUAAUUCGUAAGCAACUCCCCUCACUUGGUUGUCUAGGUCUUGAUUGAAAGGGGGGAAAAAAACACACACACACACACAAAAAACAAAGACAAUCGACACUCCGUGGAAUGAGUUUGACACCUCUGAUUUAAAGGAAUAUGUCAAAUUACAUGAAAUAAUUAUGUAUUUUGAAUAGCUUGUGUCUUGUGAAUAGCUAAAACCCUAGGGAUUUCUCUAAAUUAAAGUGAAAUGAGUCAUGAAGGUCUCGUCUAGAGUGGCAGAUACGUUCCCCUAAAGGCAAUAACUAAUUUAUAACACAUACACUAUGUUCUCAUCAAUAUACACUGUUGUGAAAAACUUUUUGUCCCCUUUCUGAUUCUCUACUUUUGCAUAUUCUUUUUAUUCUGAAUGUUAUCAGAUCUUCAACCAAAACCUAACAUUAGAUAAAGAUAACCUGAGUGAACAAAUAACGCACCAAUUACGUACUUAUUUCAUAAACAAUGUUAUGCAACACCCAAUCGGUGAAAAAGUAGUUGCCCCCUCAUUACGCUCUAUAACUGGUUGUUUAAAAAAUAUAUAUAUUUUACCUUUAUUUUACUAGGCAAGUCAGUUAAGAACAAAUUCUUAUUUUCAAUGUCGGCCUAGGAACAGUGGGUUAACUGCCUGUUCAGGGGCAGAACGACAGAUUUGUACCUUGUCAGCUCAGGGAUUUGAACUUGCAACCUUACGGUUACUAGUCCAACGUGCCACCUUUAGCUGCAAUUACUCCACCCAAACAUUUCCUGUAGUUGUUAGGCCAUUCCACAAAUGUCGCUGAGUUAAAGCAGAUCUGCAUGGAAGUGUGGGACAAGAUUCUUUCACAGUGAAGUGAGAGACUGAUCAACAACUACAGGUAGUGUUUGGUUGUAGUCAUUGUAGCUAAAAGUGGCACAACCAGUCAUUGAGUGUAAGGGGUCAGUUAUUUUUCACACAGGGGAACUGGGUGUUGCAUAACUUUCUUAAUUAAAUCAUUAAAAUACGUUUGUUAUUUGUCUUGCUCAGGUUCCCUUUAUCUAAUAUUAGGUUUUGGUUGAAGAUCUGAUAAUAUUUAGUAUAAAAAACAGAGAAAAUCAGAGAGGGGCAAAUACUUUCACGACACUGUACACUUACUUACAUUUACUUAAAAAUACCAAGAUCAUUCUACUCGUUCUAUCUUUAGUGAGGAUGAGGAUGUUCAAUCUUUGUGUCCAAGUUGUAAAUACCUAUUUGUUAUGGUUUCCUCAUUAAAGAGAGAAGAGUAUGUGAGAUAAGCUCAGCUUUUCUAAAGCACCUGUCAACCCUAGCCCGGUGUUUCAAGCCUAUGUUUAACCACCACCUCACCCACAUAGGAGUGUCCUAUGUGUCACUUUAAAAAAAAUUGAAUUUAACUUAGCCUAGGGCACUGUCAAACAGACUUGGGUUAAACAUCUCAAAUCAGUUCAAAUACCUCAUCCGUGCUUGAUUGAGCUUGUUUGUUGAAUGCACCAAUACAAUAGUCCCAAAAUUGCAAACCACACCCAUCUGGCACUUCAGGCAGGCUAGAGAAAACACUCAGAGUAUUUGGAAGACGUCAAAUAGUAUUCAAAUAGUAUUUGAGCCCAGGUUUGUCGCCGGUAAAGCCUGCAUGACUGCACUGUCAUACUGUGAUAGUGGAAUCAGCCUCCCCCCAAAAUAAAUUCAGAUGCCAGAUUAAUAAACAAGUCCACUCACAUUCCAAGUAGGGUCACAUUUGGAGGUGUCUCCGACACGUCUUUGAUGUCUUCACCAGUUCCCCUUGAAAUCUGAAAUGUUUAGUGCAGUAACACAUUAGUGUUUUAAAUGACCUACUUGUAAUGUAUUGAUCAUGUUAUCUACUCAUUUGAACAUACAGUAGCAGCUAUUCAGACAAAGGGACAGUGGGUAUUUAACUUUGAAUAUUUACAAAACACCUGUACGCACUAAUCAUAAUUGAGUUUUCCCUGUAUCCUCUCUCUUGUAUUACUCAAAAUACUAGUAUUAUUCAGUAUUACUACUCUCGUUAAAAUGUAUGUAAAAAGGAACCUACAGGUGUUUUUAUGAGAAGGACAAGAGACUUUAGUGUCUUUGCUUGGUGUUUGCACAUGUAGUUGAGACUGAGAUGUCAUUCAAAUGAAUUGUUCAGAUUGUUCUAGUUCCAGGUACACAGCAUGAGAAUGUUGACAGUCAGCAUUCCAUAGUUUAAUGCUCUUGUGGUCAUUACCAGAGAUAGUACAUUUACUUUCAACCAUAUCUGGUCAUAACAUGACAAUAAGCAUGAGUGUGGUGGUGGCAGAGGGUUGGUAGACUAAGUGGCAGCUAAACCAGUUUGAUUGCAGAAACCAUUCUUGAAAUGGGAUUGUUAUGUCAAUUAUGUUCAUUUUCUUUGCUUAAUUCAAAAUAUGUCUAGAUUGAACUGUCACAUUCAAAUCCAAGGCAGCAUUUCAAAUGUUUUCAAUUCUCUGAUAACACCUGGGAAAUUUUGUGACACAGUAAAAGUACUUCCGAAUAAAAAAAAAACGCAUGCUGCAUACAGUCUAAGAUAAAUGUUAUAGUUCAUUUAUGUUUAAUAUGAUGUUUCUGUUAUACUCUGUAUUUGAUGUAAAUAGUCAGAAGUGGUAUAGAAUAAUGGGAGAUAUAUAUUUCUCCAUUUGUAAUAGAUUUGUAGAAAGUCGAUCUAUUUUGAAAGAGCAGUGUAUAUUUGAUAGCCAAAUUAAGCUAUAUGUAAAAGCCUAUUCAUGGUGUGUUUAUAUUGACAAUUGUUUUCAAUACCUAUGUUUGGUUGAGUAAUCACUGGAUGCAUAAUAGAGGUUUUUUUUCUUAUUAUUUGCCAGUAUAAGUAUGCUAUCGCUAAAAAUAAACAACCCACCAAAAGCAA